Messenger RNA from Daucus carota subsp. sativus, 1757 nucleotides. Its product is annotated as cysteine synthase 2. The record is from RefSeq and is a predicted model, not a curated record. The transcript is spliced from 6 exons. Lineage: Eukaryota; Viridiplantae; Streptophyta; Magnoliopsida; Apiales; Apiaceae. Bases 52 to 1326 code for a protein of 424 amino acids. Gene Ontology annotation, cellular component: cytoplasm.
UGUGAUGUAAAAGACUAAUUAUGUGGGUUGAGUGGAGACUGAGUUGCGAAGAUGACAACUAGUGCGGCUGUCACAACAGCUGCUGCUGCUUCUUCCAUUGCCCUGCUUGCUUACUUUCUCUCUAAAUUCUACAAUUCCAAUCACUCCUCUGCUUCUUCUUCUUCUGAAAAUGAACUUAAAAAUGGACUCAUUGAAGCUAUUGGAAACACUCCCCUCAUCAGAAUCAACAGCCUUUCCCAAGCCACUGGAUGUCAGAUUCUUGGGAAAGCUGAGUUCUUAAAUCCUGGUGGAAGUGUCAAAGACAGGGUUGCUGUCAAAAUCAUCCAGGAGGCUCUAGAACUUGGUCUUCUAGCUAAAGGUGGGAUAGUUACAGAAGGAAGUGCUGGGAGCACUGCUAUUAGUCUUGCAACAGUUGCUCCUGCUUAUGGAUGUCAAUGUCAUGUUGUUAUCCCAGAUGAUGCUGCUAUAGAGAAAUCUCAAAUACUGGAGGCCCUUGGAGCUACUGUCGAAAGGGUAAGGCCAGUAUCGAUUACACACAAAGACCACUACGUCAAUAUUGCAAAAAGAAGGGCAGUGGAAGCAAAUGAAGUAGCCUUGAAGCAAGACAUAGCGAAACAAACAAAUGGCAAAGAUGUAGAACAAAGUAAUGGUGAUAUAAUUGACGGAGAAAAACAGGAUACUUUUUUCUCGCGAGACUGCAAAGGUGGGUUUUUCGCAGAUCAAUUUGAGAAUCUUGCAAACUUCAGGGCUCACUAUGAGGGUACUGGGCCAGAAAUCUGGAAACAGACUGGUGGCAACUUGCAUUCUUUUGUUGCAGCUGCAGGCACAGGUGGCACUGUUGCAGGUGUUUCACGAUUUCUGAAGGAAAAAGACCCAAAUAUCAAGUGCUUCCUUAUUGAUCCUCCUGGUUCCGGACUGUUUAACAAGGUAACACGGGGAGUGAUGUACACAAAAGAGGAGGCUGAAGGGCGGAGACUAAAGAACCCAUUUGACACCAUAACGGAAGGAAUUGGGAUCAAUAGAUUAACAGAAAACUUUAAAAUGGCAGAACUUGAUGGGGCUUUCCGUGGUACUGAUUUGGAAGCAGUUGAAAUGUCCAGGUUUCUGUUGAAAAAUGAUGGGCUUUUUGUUGGGAGCUCUUCAGCUAUGAAUUGCGUUGGAGCAGUAAGAGUUGCACAAUCCCUUGGUCCAGGCCACAUUAUCGUUACAAUUUUGUGUGAUAGUGGGAUGAGACAUCUGAGUAAGUUUCACAGUGCUCAAUAUCUAUCUCAGCAUGGCCUGAUACCCAGAGCUAAUGGGUUAGAAUUUCUUGGUCUCCGGGGCUGACCUAAUCAUCAUACCCAUUUGCAUGCCCGAACUAUUCAUUGAACAUCUGGAUGUCUCUAACAGUCACAACUCACAACUACAGUUCCAUUUUCUGUACACUUCCUAGUUCAUAGUAUGAAUCUUUAGAGAAUUGUUAGUAAUUUAACAGCUGGAAGUAUACGGAAAGGAUUCUAACAGCAGUGAGGCGCUGCCGACUCCAUAUCAAGCUGAGCUGAUGUCCAAAACUGCUACUUGCUAGAAGGGCAGGGAUAUAUGUAAAACAUCUGAGAAAAGACUAGCUCCUCUCGUGGCACUGAUGUAUAUUAGAUUACAGACUCCCAAGAGUUGACUACAGGCUCACAAAUGGCCGAGGUUAAUUCUUUCGUAGUGCAUUUUGUGCAAGACUUUUGAAUACUGAUUGAUUUUUAACCUGACAUGCAAUUUUAAGUCCA